AUGGAAAAUACAAUUAAUAACGAACUUCGUUUGCUUGCUCAUGGUAAUUCAGGCUACAUUUGGUGUGAACCUCCAUCGAGUGAACAAAGCUACGAACAAGAAUCACCAGGACAACAUCAUCAACCACACCAGAAGAAGAAAAAAUGUCAUGGGAAUCGUAAACUGCAACGUUUUCGACGAAAGUGUCGUACUAGAGGCACAGAAGAGAAAGACGACGAAAUGAACGUUUUUUCUGUUAGUAAAUCUAAUAGCAAGGUUGAAUUACCAUUAUCGAACCAUAAUCAGAAUGCUCGACAGAUGCAUGAACAUAAUGAAACUAGUUUGGUGGGCCAUAUUAACACCAAUUCUAUUCCAUUAACACCUUCAAGUCGAAAACAAACUUAUCAUCAAAAACCAAAUCUCACAAUGAACACUACAAAAAACAAAAGUUCUAUACCCAUUGAUAAAUGGAAAACUUCACGACAACUUAUACCAAACUAUUCGAAAAUGUCUAGUCGUCUCUUCGUGGAUUUAUUAUGUACGAAUUUGGCUAGUCAUCAGAAUAAAAUAAAACAUUGGCUAAUACAUACAAACCAAUUACAACGUUUUCGUCGAUACGCUGAAUUGCUCAACAACAUAUUACUUCUCGAAAUUGAACAAGAUUAUUGGGAAACAAUUACUGAUUCAGUUCCAAUCGAAAUCAUAUGGUUGUCAAACAUGCCUAAAGAUACAACGAAAAUAAAUUCUAUCAAUUGGGCUUAUCCACGAACGAUAGAAAAUUUAAACAAACGUCAAACAAUUAUUCAAAAUAAAUUAAAGCAAGCCCAACAUCAACUCAUGAUACAAUUAAAAGAAGAGUCAUUGAUUGUUCGACCUUCAAUAAGUAAAUCGAUUGACCCCUUAAAUCUAUUGACGACAGCAAUAAAAGAACUUGUACAUCAAGGUCAGCAGCGAUUACGCACCAUGUAUGAAGAACAAAAAAUUAUAUUUGGAUUUGACCACAAUGAUCUUCAUCUUGUUAAAUCAUUCUAUGAUUUAAAUCCAACUGAAGAACAACUAAUCCAUGUUCAAAAACUUUGGCGAAGUAAAGUAAAGGCUUGCAAACGAUCCAUCCAACAAUGCGAUGACAAUUCAUCGCUUCCAAAUGAAUCAAAUACUGAUGUCAAUCCAGGUAAGAUAGAAAAUUUUUUUUUUAUAUAAAUUUGUCAAUAAAUCAAUAAUCUAUUUUAGACUUCACAACUUGUCAUACACGAUCCAUUAUCGAAGCACGUCUCAUCAAUAUACAACAACGUACUGAUCAAAUCAUUCAAUUCAAGAUGAACUCUUUCCAAAAAUUAUAGUUCUUGUCUUUUCAUUAGUAUAUCUUUCUCUGUUCUUUGAAAAAAUAAAUAAAACUACUAGAAAAACUUAGUAUGAAAUCAAACUAAUUUGUAUUUUGAAUUCUAGGUUUUACUUAAUAAUCAGCUAUUUUGUUUUUUGAUGUAGUCUAAAUAAGAUUCUUAAGAUACCUGAUGAUUGAACCCUUAAGCAAGGUUCGAAACGCGUCGUAUUCUGCUCUGAAUCUUAUUAUUGAGUGAAUAACACACCCAUUAAUAUUAUUUACUACGAUACGAACAAAUAAAGUUGGUCUUUUAUGUUAAGUAUAUUCCUUUCGAAUAUAGUAAUGAUUAUGGUUUCUUUUUGGCGAUUUUCUUUUUUGAAAAUUCCUUUAUUGAAAUUGAUUUGUUAUUAUAUUGGAAUUCUAGGUUUUACUUGAUGAUCUUCUUUUGUUUUUUGAUGUAGUCUAAAUAAGAUUCUUAAGAUACCUGAUGAUUGAACCCUUAAGCAAGGUUCGAAACGCGUCGUAUUCUGCUCUGAAUCUUAUUAUUGAGUGAAUAACACACCC
Rotaria socialis is the source of this 1864-nucleotide messenger RNA. The record is from the annotation of a GenBank genome assembly. NCBI's taxonomy places the organism in Eukaryota, Metazoa, Rotifera, Eurotatoria, Philodinida, Philodinidae.